AUGCCUGUGCAUCCUACAUCUUUAACUCGAUUGAGAAUACUAAUUGGUAAUCGAACUCGUCGUAAUUCACAGGAUCGAACCAAUAAUCCUAUCACUAAACCCGCAAAAGCUAAAAUACGCCCCUAUAAGCGAUUUCAAAACUUUGCUAAAUCUGUGAGAAUUAUUGUUACGGCAUGCAUCGCUGUAAGAAAGGAGGUUUCAGCAAAAUCUGGAGGAUUAUCAUUAGCUGAAUUCCAAACUGAUAUUGAAGCAACCUUUUCAGAAAGUCUAGCAUUUCAUCCUCUGUAUAUAGUUAAAAAGCAAGAGCCCAAAGGUAGCGAGAUCUUAAAGAAAUUAUUGGAUAUUCCAGCGGAUAGGAGAACAGAUGCAAUUAUUGAUGAUAUUUUAUCGCAUGUUCGUCGACUGAAAUCCUUCACUAUGUAUUCCAACACAUUACAGAGGCAGCUAUGUCAAGUUUUACGCUAUGAAAGCUAUGGCAAGAGGAGAGUAAUUGUACAACAAGGACAUCUACCGAUUGCUUAUUAUUUUAUUCUCUCUGGAACGCUUUUAGUCAAUAUAACCGAUAGCGAUAUUCGCACUAAUCAGCCAUUCACUCGUACAGUUCAAGAAAUUGGUGAAGGAAAAAGCUUUGGGGAAGUGGCGUUAAUAAAUGGAUCAAGUCGAACUGCAACAAUCGUUAGUAAAGCUUUCGUUGAGUUAUUAGCCAUCGAUAAAGAGGAUUUUCAAAAGACAAUCUAUCAUACAUUUCUACAAGAAAAACAUGCUAAUUUACAAUUCCUAAAAACACUUAAAUUAUUUGAAUUAUGGCCAGUUAAGAUUUUAUACAAUCGUGCAGAUUCAUUUUCCUAUCAUCAUUAUCGACCUGAAUCUGUUAUUGUACAAAAUAGCAAUGAUUCAAGAUGGAUUGCUAUAGUAAAAGAGGGAAAGUGUAAGGUAGUUUGUAAAAUAAAGAGACCAGCUCUAAAUCAAGGCAAAGUAAGAAUCCAUUCCUCCAAACCUAAAUACUCAACGUAUCUUCCUACUUUGCGGCCACUACCUGUAGAAGCUUCUAAACAUAUUGUUGUCGAUGGUCCUGACAAAGAUCGACUCGAUCCUGCAACCCAACUCGUAAAGGACGAGGAUGUAAUUAUGCAGGAGAGUGAUACUAACAUGUUUCAACGCUAUGGCCAGUCGGAAGAGGAAGCAAAUAGAAGAAAGAAAUAUGUAGAGAUAUUACAUAAAAUGGGUAAUGCUCAUGCUGGCCAUUUUCGUAAGCGAAGCUUAUCGGAACCACCACUGCCUACUCGACAGCACAUGCCGAUGAUUAAGAGGAAGCUAGUUCUACAGAAGAAUAAAGGAAGCUAUACUAGAAGAACUCAGAAAAAGUCAAUCUUUCCUCCAGUACAAGAACAAACUGACGAUAUGUUUGUACAAGUUUCAAUACUUAGAAGUGGAGGAAUAUUUGGUUUGCAAAGUAUUGUUAACAGAAAUGCCGUAGAAACUGCUCUGAUCAGUGAAGGAGCAGAGAUCAUCCUCGUUUCCAAGCAAUUAUUUUUGAAAGAAGCAAGCAAAAGUGUAUUGACUAUAUUAGAAAAUUUGACAAUCCAAUAUCCAUCAGAGGUAGCACUCCAAAGGGAAUUGCAGGAACAGCAAUCAUGGCAUAAUUUUAAGAGAUCAUUGAUCACAGAUAUUAUGGAAUAUUCUAAAGAAUGCACCAAUCUAAUAAUCAAAUGUCAACUUGAAUCAUUUUGGUGCAAUCUUAAAAUUAUUUUAGAGCUUCAGAACUGUAAUUGCAGGCAAGGAUUCUUAAUAUCGGCUAGUCUUGAGAGUGAAAAAUCAAUUGGAGUUCAAAUAGAUAUUGAGAUAAAAGAGGAAACAGUCUGCGACUUAGCAUCUAUUAAACAACUCAAUUUUAUCAAUAAAAUAUACGUUAUCUAA
Messenger RNA from Trichoplax adhaerens, 1917 nucleotides. RefSeq lists its product as uncharacterized. The record is from RefSeq and is a predicted model, not a curated record. The transcript is spliced from 22 exons. Lineage: Eukaryota; Metazoa; Placozoa; Uniplacotomia; Trichoplacea; Trichoplacidae. Bases 1 to 1917 code for a protein of 638 amino acids.